GCACAUAAUGCAUGUAGCUAUGUGUAAACUGUGUUUUUAGCUGCAUUGAUAACUCAGUGUUCAGAGCUUUAGACUGGUGCCUCGUCGCAAAAAAUGCAUUGUUAAAUUCUUCAAACUUUAUUCAUUAUUCAUGAAAUUAAACCACAUAUUCGUAGGUUUAAACUUUUGCCUUGUUUGUGCUACAUCAGCGGAUUAACGUCAGCUAAGCCUGUCUGUGGUAACACUGUAAGUGAAAAGUUGAACUUGAGAAGAUUUCAGGCUGUGGAAGCUGCCAGAAAGAUGGAGGUGAGAGACUGUCUGAUUUCUGCUCCUGGAAAGGCGAUCCUCCACGGGGAACAUGCUGUCGUUCAUGGAAAGGUGGCUCUUGCUGUAAGUUUAAACCUGAGAACAUAUUUGAAGUUGAAAGCGAGGUCUGAUGGCAAAGUUUGUAUUAACCUACCUAAUAUAGACACAUUUGUCUGCUGGGAGCUGUCCGAACUGAAACAGCUGACAUCAUCAAGUGAUAAAAAAGAAGAGAUCCAACGUCUGGAUGCUGAACUGGUGAAGAGACUGCGUGAAUUUAUUGGUGUGACCAGUGAAAACUUAGACAGUAGUGCUUCAGCAAUUUUGGCCUUCCUUUACAUCUACCUGUCACUUUUUGGAUCGGGAGAUAUGCCCAGUCUGACGAUGUCUGUGUGGUCAGAGCUGCCGACCGGAGCAGGACUGGGCUCAAGUGCUGCUUAUUCCGUGUGUUUAGCUGCAGCUUUCCUCUGUGCAACCGGAAACAUUCCCACUCCCCUCAAAGAGUGGGAGCAGACUGGCAGAUGGUGUCAGGAGGAUCUGGAGCUCAUCAACAGUUGGGCUUUCCAAGGAGAGAAGAUCAUCCAUGGAAAUCCCUCAGGAGUAGACAAUGCUGUAGGAACAUGGGGUGGUAUGCUGAGGUUUUUAGCUGGAAAGAUAAUACCACUGAGCAGGGUGCCGUUGUUGAGAAUCCUCCUCACUAACACCAAAGUACCACGGAGCACCAAGGUACUUGUUGCCAGGGUGAAGGACAAAAUUAACAAGUUUCCUUCUGUCAUGAUCCCUGUGCUGGAUUCAGUCGACGCCAUUUCCUGCACCUGUGAGAAAGUCCUAACAGAGAUGACUUGUGAGCCCAUCACAGGAGACCACUAUAACAUCUUAGAGGAGCUAAUUGACAUCAACCAACAUCAUCUGAAUGUGAUUGGUGUAGGACAUCCUUCUUUAGACAUGUUGUGCCAGGUUACAGCGGCUAGAGGGCUUCACAGCAAGCUUACAGGAGCAGGUGGAGGAGGCUGUGGCAUCACACUCCUGAGACCAGAAACUGAUUCAAUGACUGUUCAGGGGACGAUGAAGGACCUGAGGGACUGUGGCUAUGACUGCUGGGAAACAAGUAUUGGUGGACCAGGUGUGCAGCAGCACUUCCCUUCCUCUGUUAAAGAGGAAAUUAUGGAGGUUUUAAACAGGUACUGAGGCCUACUGGUGGCGAAACAAAAAGACUGAUUCCUACACUGUAGGACUUUUUGUUGAUGUCUCAAAACCUUUGAUAUACUUAACUAAUAAUGGGAACUGAGAGAAUGAAAGCAAAAGGAAAAAAAUGUUUCCAAUUGAUUUUCCUGACUGAACUUUUUUUGUGUGUGUGUAUUUGACUAAUCAACUGGGCCUUUUUGCACAUUGGAGCAAAAUUAUAUGCAAUGAUGUAUCUGUACACUAGAUGGCAGCAGAGUGGCACAUAUUGUUUUAAUGAAUCAGGAUAAAAGUAAUACUUUAAUGGAUUAGUUUAAUAGCAUUAAAUCCUCAAUUCUAUAUUUUUUACAGGGUUAAAAACUGCUUUAGUGAAUGUAAUAAAGCUGUGUGUGAUUUUUUUCCCCAGGAAACAUCACUUACAAAAAAAAAAAGUUUGCAAAUCCAAAUGAAGGAUUUGUUCUGGAAAUUGAUACAUGCCAGAUUGAAUAUAAAAAAAAAAAAAAAAUUGAUGUCUAAAGUGAUGUUUAAAGUGAAAAUCUUCAGCCUCUAAAUCAUUUUGCGGUUUUAUUUAUCAAGUUAAAGACUAACAGGUUGUGUUGUUUUGCUAAUGAAGGUUGCAGAAAGGAGGACAGCAGGCGUGUGCGGCCUCUCUGGAGGAUCUGGAUUAGCAUCACUGUACUGUGAAUAAACAACAAACAGCGUCCCUCCGAGUUACACAGACACACAACAGCUUUUCCAAAUUCUCCGCCACUUUAUUGCUCAUCCUUUUAAGCAUUGCAAAAUAUGCUGCAAAUAGAGCAGAUGCAGCUGACGGAUCUGUCUGCCAUACUCCCCGAUUUGGGGAAAAGGUCACUGUGGGAGUGAAUAUCCAUUUCAUUUUUUUGUUCUUUCAAAUGUCAUGAAGAUUGAGAAGUCCAAAUCUGGUUGUGUACGUGAAUAAACGACAUUCGUCACCCCACCCGCAACCCCCCCACACACCCUCUCACACUCACCCACCCUUUCUCUGUGUCUGCCCUCUCUGUCCUCUUGAAUUGUGUCAUCUUUAUGUCAGGGCAGCCCCCCUGUCAGCGUGCUGCACAGUUGCUCCUAACCCCUGCUGGAAUUUAAUUACCACUGCGCUUCUCAAUUGAAAUGGCAUUGAGGAGGGCGGGAAGGCAAGAAUAGCUGAGGGAUGGGGCGGAGGGGCUGGACAAGUGGGGGACACAACGAAGCCAGUUUUAUUUGAAGCCCCUCUUUUUAUUUUCUGUCUCAUUUUCUUUCAGUCCUUUUUGCCCGAGUGAGGCACAGAUGGUACUUUUUUUAUAUAUCAGUGUCAGUGCCGGCUUCUUUCUGCUCUGAUGAAUAGAAUCUAAGAAGGGUCUGGGAUUAUUUCAGAUAACCAUGGGGGUGAGGAAAAGGGGUCAAGGAUAAAGAGGAAGAAUGUCAGAUUUCCAGAGAUACAGUAGGAACUGUGAGCUGCCCUUGCAGUGAGGCAGAGGAGAGGGGGUGUGGUAUGUAAAAAUCAUUUAACAUUUUAGGUGUUUGAGGGAGUUUUGUCUGUAUAAAUCUGUGCGAGCGAAACGGCAAUGAAUAAUUCAUUUUGUCCAAGCAGGAGGAAUGAAAUGCUAAAUGUGAAUUUGCUGAGUGGUCUUGCUCACUGUGGCACAUUCCCUCUGGUCCCGUGUCAACUGGUGAGAGACUUGUCAGGAACCAUUAAGACUGAAUGCAGAAUUAGACCUGACUGACAAGAUAUCAUGAAGCUGAUGUCCAGUGGUUUUGCUAAUGGGGAUUUUAGUGUACAGCUCCAUUCACAUCCAUAGAUCAGCAUUUGUCUCUGUUAUUAUGGAAAGUGCCUGUUUUGUGUGUUUUUAUGUCGUGUGUGUGUGUCAGAGAGUGAUGAGGAAAUGGCCUCGGCAGGGGAUAUUUAGGCAACCAUUCCCCGUCAGCGUUUGUAGGAACACGGUGACAGAGGCACAGUCAACAUCACAAGCUCCUCUCUGUCAUCAUGAGGUGGAUGAUCCUCCUGGGGCUGUUUGCCCUUUUCCUAAGAAGGAGGUUGGUGGUCCACGUCAGAGGCAGGGGUCCGAAUAAGACAGCAGGAUGUGAGGAUGCUGUCAGAAAUUAUUUUUACAGGGUUCCUAUGCAGUUUAGAGAAGUCUGGGAUUUCAUUGAAGCAUUCUGUAGGUGUGGAUAAUAACAAAUAUGUAUGGCUGUGUUUUAUAGUUUUAAUUUUCUGUUCCAUUGUCUAAAUGUUGCCUCAAUAAGUUAAUCUAUGCACCGUUUGCCCACACAUCCAUCCGUCCAGCGGUUUUUGCAGGUAAAGCCUGACCACUUCAUAAAUAUGUGCAAUAAAUUUGUUGAGAUCUGAGAGGUCUUUGCUAAAAAUAAUAUUCUUAAAUGUCCAAAAAAUCACUGAGAACUCUUACUGGAGUUGAGUAAAUGUCACCUCCAAUUUUUCACAUCAUAACAAAGUUUUUAUUUUUGUUUUUCUGUCCAUCUGUGUCAAAGCCAGUGCAAGGAGCAAGAGGUGGGAAAAGAUUUUAAGUUCUAAAAAGUGGUAAAAAUAUUUUCACGUCAAUUUCUCGAGUACGGUUAGAAUUUCCAAUCUAAACGUAUGUUUUCCCACUAUGGGAGUCAUUUGCACUUUCAUAAAACAGUGCCCAAAAAUGCACCCGAUAUUCAAACCAAAAGUAUAUUUUGAUAAAACACAAAUUGUUGCCAAACUCCUCAAACAAAGCAAGUCUCUAGCAUUAUGAUAUGAACUGUCCCUUUUGCAAAGGUAAAUUUAAAAUAUUAAAAUCCAUAAUAUAAAAGAAAAAAACUUUUAAACAUCCUUCUGUUCAGUUUUUGAUUAGAGGUUUUGGGAUUACAAAAUUCACCCCCUUUUUUUAAAACACACAAGUAUUGUACUCGCUGGUUUAGAUAUUCUUAUAUAAACUUCUGCUGACCUAACUCAAAAUAAAUAUUUGAGAUUGUUGCAGUGAAUGUUUAAAAAUGCAGCUCAUUUUACACUUUGAAGUUGUAUAAUGUUAAUUUUUGUAGCUAUCAUCUCUGUUAUAAUCUUCAGACUAAACAAGUAUGUGCUGAACUGAACCAAACCCUUUUAUAUGAAUGGAUGAGAUGAAGUUUGUCCCCACAGACAACAGAUCUCAACUUCACAUCUAGUCAAACAGUUUUGGCUCCAAUGUCUUCGCUGGAUAUUUAUGUCAUUUAAUCAUUUCCUGCUAGAUUUCUUUUAAGCUGCAGCCAAAAUUUCAUAGCAUAGCAUAUCAGUUGAUCAGAUAACAAAGAUAUCAAAGUUUUGAUUUGAAAACUUCAUUUAAUCUUUUCCAUCCUUGUCAUGUCUCAACUUUAUCUUGCAAGACUCUGUGGGUCGACAGCGCCCCUGCUCUCCUGGGCCGGGAGCCUGUUUCAGCAGUCCUAAACGUAGCCAAAACAUUUAAAGUGAGGUUUCAACCUGGAGGAUCUGUUAUGUCUAGAGCCGGGUUUCUGUUAUCCUUCAGAAACAGACAGAGCUGCACAAUUGUAAAUAUCUGAAAACACACGACACCUCCUCUCUAUGUCCCUGUUUCCAUUAUGGAAUUGUAUCAUGUCUGAGUAUUGAUCCUGGAAUUGAUCCCACGGAGUUGAGGGCUUGUGCAACACACUCCGUCAUCUCUCCAGCACCAGCAGUAGUAUGUUUUUUAAUUGCAGUCUAAGGCGCUCGGUUUUCAUGUUACCUUUGAAAAGCCUCAUUGAUUUUUAUACCACCCUUCAUCCUCUCUGUGCUCCGUUUUAAGAGCAAAUCCCUUGUCAGACUUUCCCCGAAUGUAAAAGCACGAGAUCUGCCAGAGCCUUUCACAAGGCUUCCAGGUGCUACUCAGACACAUUAACACUCAAGUUUAAAAGUCAGAUGUGUGGAUUUUUUUUUUCUGUUCAAAUAAAACAAAGAGGAAUAAAGGCUUUGCUACAGUCUGCCAGUCUCUGUGUCAGUGGGAGCUGCUGAACGCUGAGUUGAACAAACCUUUAAACUUGUUAAGUACAGGUUUAUCGGCCUAAAAGAGACCAGCAGAUUAAAAACCAACCAAUGCUAGAGAUGUUUAGUAAAUCUUUAUGUAUAAAAUGUUCUUUUGUUACAGUAGAAUAAACUCUGUCUUUUUUUCUUUCUAACAUCCAACAUUUGACAUAAGUACAUCUAUUCAGUGGGAAAGCAAAUCUCAGAAAUUCAUUGCUGCAACUGUCAUUGCCACCAAUGCUAAUCCUCUCCAUUUAUUAAUAGAAGCACUUUCCUGUAACUUUUCUUAAGACUGGAUCACACAGAGAAGGGAUCAUUCCUCUGCACAGUCUUACUAGAUCACAGAUUCAGAGUAUUGGAUCCUUUCUUUUACUUUCUUCUCUUCAACUCACAUCUGGGAUUGAGCAGGCCAUAGAAGAAGGAUUUUAUAUUUGAUAAAAUAUUUUUCUGUGGGGUCAUAACAUUUGGAUCUUGUUGAAACGCACAAUAAUGGUGGAUUUAAAAAAACAACAACAUCAUACUGUUGCAAUAAAAUAAAUUAUUUUAUAUAUCUUUCUGGCAUCUUUACAAGAGAUGCCACAAAUUGUAACAGGUGGUGUUUAGCAUUUUCACAUAAAUUGUAGUUUAGGAUUUUUGAACUAAUUGUUAAUCUUGAAAAUAUUGUAAAUUUAGCUUUGUUUACUAGAAACCCUACAUGAGACACAGUUUCUGUCUUAACAGAAAUAAUAAAAAAAAUAAGUCUAAUAAUCCAAACAGGAUUUGUUUUUUUUGUUUUUUGGGGGGGAUUUUAGCUGAAGCUCAGAUACUGGCACAGGAAUAUAUUUAGCAUAUGUGCGUCUAUAAUGCAAAACAAAAACAUCCUCAAUGAAAUUUGAUUUGCAUUAAUUUGGGAAGCAGCUUAUCUAACAUUCAUACUAUGAACUCACUUUGAAUUUGAAAUAGGUUCUCAUAAUUUCCCUGGGAUUGCAGCCAAUUUAUCGGAUUCGCCCCCCGCCCCCAUCCUCACCGCGGCUCAGAGGAGGAUGAUCUCAAAACGUUAUCACGUGACAUAAUGUGAUUGAUGGACCAUUAAAAUGUCAGCCAGAUGUACUUAAAACUGCGGCUUUUAGGUUGAUAAAUCACGACCCAAAUGGAUACAUAAAGCUGUUAGAAACAAAUAUUCCCAUCUAGAGCUAUCUGCAGUCGGAUAGUAAUGGAUGUUCAAUCUGAUGGUCUGUCUGUCUGUAUGUUUCUUCACAUUUUGCUCCCCCCCCUGUGCAGCGUACAGCAUGUCUGGACUGCUGCAGUCUUAUAAUUACAAAGAAACAGGUAGGAGUGUUCAUAUUUCAUCUGCUGCAUUGGUGAUAACAUCUAAUAAUCUGAAAGCCGUGGCAAAAUUGGUAUCUCGUUGCUCAUGCAUUAUGAAUGACUCACUGAUUGCUUUUUUGCAUAGAUUAGCAAUCAUUUCACAGAAAUCUCUCCUAUAAAAAACCGUAGUAGGAUGGUUUUGGCUCUUUCUUUUUUCCUGAGGAGUUUAGACACCAAAUCAUGUUGCUUUUUAGCAUAGGACAUAUCUAGUGAUGCCACUGUCCCCUCUCGCCCCUCAGCCCCAUCUUCUGAUUUAUUUCUCUAUGCAUAUCAUCAUGGUGAAGAUAAGUGCAAUUUUCAGCCCACUUUGCAACUGAUUGCUCACUUAGAGAAUAUAUUCAGCAUCUACAGUGUUAUUGUGUUUGGAGCCAAGCAGCGAAGUACCACUAAAAAUCUCGGGCAUCCCAAGUGUUCAUUUGUCGACUUUUAAACUGAGGCAAGUCUGAGGCAAGGCGUGUGUGGAUUUCUGUGACCUCUGCCUCUCCUGACUUGUAGCCACAGGUUGGCGUAACACAUAAGGGGGCCUCUAUGGUCUACUGGUUAGGAAAAUUGUCUGGUGAGCAGAUUCCCUGUUUGAGGUUUACAUACUUCCCCUGUUUCCUGUCAGGCAAAUAACCUGCUUCACAUUCACAACCAUCCAUAUCACACAGAUGCAGACUGAAAGACAACACUACUGACUCGGUUUUAACCACUUUUCAUGAUAAAAAUUAAUGCUUCAGUAGUAUUCCAAUAGUUGUUUUAUCCAGCAAUUUAUUUUUUUUUUACUUUUAAACAUCUCAGUAUAUCAGGGAACUCAAGAGUAUACAAACUAAAUGGUGCCACACCUUAAGUUCUGGUAAUUGGAUCUCUGAAUAAACAAAUCUUUGAAGACCUGAGGGGUCCAGGUGGUUUCUACCUGACCAUCAAUUCUGAAAAGUAUUUAGGCCCAAAACAUGUCAAGGUAUUUUUACACCGAAAAUUGAAUAAAAAGUGACUUGUGGACUGAUGUUAUAUGAUUUCUUUCUAGUGUAGAUCAAUGCCUUGACCGCAGCAUUUUCAGUUGCAGGGACUCAUGGAUUCAAAUGCACCAUUAUGACAAACUGGUCAAAGUAAAAGUAUCGGUUUUCUGCCUUUAUCCUGGCUGCAUUUUUAAUAAGAUAAUGAGCUUAUUUAGUCAUGAACAUUAUGCUGAUGUUAAAAUUUAGGUCAUUACCCAGAUUUCUUACUCUAUGGUCUUUAGCCUCAUUGAGUUUAGUUGAGUGCUGAUUUUUAAGCUUGUGUUUUUGGGGCCCAGAACUUUGACUUUUGCAUUUUUUAUACACUUGAAUUAAAAAUUCUCACACAUCAUUUCAAUUACAUUAAAACACAAUUACUCAAUGACCGUAAGGGAGUGCAGUCAUGUGAUGUCAUUAGUAUGACAAAUCUAUAUUAGCCUGUAAUCUUAUAAUAAUCUGAUUAGGGGUAGCAUAUAGGUAUUAAAUAACAUCUAAUGAUAGGACUUUUGAGAAACCACAAAUCUAAUGAUGACAAAAAAGAGUGGUUGUGUUACUCCUAGAUUUUUUUCAUGUUUUAUGGUCUCAAGCCUCACCGAGGCUAGUUGGGUACUGAUCUCCAACUUUACCUUUUACAUACUAAUAAUGACUUUUGUUGCAUUUAUAUGGAAGAAAUUCUGAUCCGUCAUUGUAUAGAUAUUGGGGACCCACUCAGUGACUAUGCAGGACUGUGGAAAUGUAACGUGUGUCAUAAUGCAUGAUAAGAUAUUUGGUCGUAUGCUAUAAUCUGAGCUGGGAAUAGAAGUUGAAUAAAAGUGAUCUGCGAUUGGCUCCUUGAAGAGCCCCAUGUGUGCUCUUUUUGCUCAGAAUUAUAUUUCCAAAAUGUCACAAUCCGAUAAGUAAGAUUGUAACCAAUCCUUCACAGUGCCACACAAUCCAGCACUAUGUUUUAGGCUAUCAAUGUCAUGUUGAUCGAUUGUUUCAAAGGCAGCUCUGAGGACCAUUUUUUUUCUAACAAUAAAUAAAGUUCUGUCUUGUUGAAGACUGAAUAUAUAUAUAAAAAAAUAUGAGUUUGAAGCAGCUCUUGGCUUGUGGGGACACCCAGGCUCCAUCUUCCAGCAUAACCCCUGGCCUUUACCCCCCCAGAUGGGCAGAGUCACAGGCCCUGUGGAGGUUGGUGCCCUCUGCCUGACAGCCCGUCACUGUGCUCUGGUGGUGAUUCUUUUUUUUUUCUUGCAGGAGAUAGUGUCUGAUUGGGAGCAGUGUGUGAAUAGCCCUGUCACACUCGAUAAGCCAGCAAGACGACCUGUGACGGGGACAUAUGGCAUGUUUGACAGGGAGAGAGGGUGCGAAUCGCACUGAAUGAUAAAAUGGUGUUUUUCCCCCUUCGGCAAUGUCAUGCUUUCAGGCAAGCGUGUGGACCAUCGCUCACUCAAGCAGCUGACUCUGGCCUCCUUGUGACAUCUCCUUCAAGGUCCUGCGUUUCUCUGCAUCGCGUCUGGACAAUUCUGACAAUGUGAGCUUUUUCUGCUCACAGCUGCUCCGUUUGCUUGUCUGUGUGGGGGACAUAAUUGGAUAUCAGUUUAGUUUAGCAAGGGAGGCUGGGAAAUUCAUCUUUAAGGCCGUUUGUCAAAGCUUCUCCUAAAUCUCUCCCGCACUGCAGCCCUCCCUCCUGUCUCUUCUUAGCCUGUCACACUGUUGAUUAAUACAAACACACACACACGCCCCCACCAGCACACACACACGCAGUCUCAUCAAACAACUUUAAUUGAUGGGUUCUGCCUCUUCACGACCCUGAUUUAUUUAAAGGGGCCACGAACUCUGAGCUAAGGAGACGAGAGGGAGACGAAGACAAGCCGACUUGGAUUGAAAUUAUUGAGUUUGAUCUGCACGCCUUUCAUCCUCUCUGUCAGCCGGGUCCUGACUUCUACUGCUGCAGCCUCGACUCCCAUCCUGUCAAGUGUCACGUUGUCAGCGUUCGCGGCCAUGACGGACAGCCCAGGUGUCGCACUCAGGCUUCAGUGCACCAUCAGGCGCCUCCGCUCUGGUCCCCAGUGGUUCACAGUCAGAGAGACAGCACAGUCCAGUAACCCCUCUCAAACCCAGCAUGUCUUGCUCCCUGGGGAGUCCACUUUCUGUGUCCACUGGGCCAGAACCUAAAAGCUCCCAGCCAGUGGUCACAUAAUCCCACUUUCACUCUGAAUGCUAAUUAUAAUACUUCAACCGCUGCAGCGCUUCUUCUUCCAUUAAAAUGACUAUUUCUGUCGCUCCUUUCCCCGAGAGAAAAGAAGGCUCGUCUCAGAAUUCAGUGAUUGGUGUUGAUGAAGAGGACGGAGGCCGAUAUGAGCACCAUAUUUGAUUAAUCUGAAAGCUGCCAUGAUGAACAGUAGGAAAUUAUUACAGGGCUCUGCAGUAUUUUAGUUCAUGUUUGGGCUUACAGGUAGUGCUCUGGUUUUACUCUAAUCAUUGUUUACUGCAGCAUCCAGCUACUUUUAUUUUAAAUGUUCCAAAUAGUUAAUGGAUAGUACCAACAAACUACAUUUUAAAAUAGAAAAUCUCCAGUUUUUUUAAUUUGUAGCCUGAUUUUGCAUCUCACAAUCUGUGUUGUUCUUUUUUCUGUCCUAAGGCCUGAGAAGCAGGAUAGUAUGGUUAUUAUGCUAAAAGCUAAAGUGGUCUCAGCUUUGCAGAGCGUGAUUGCUCUGCUGCAAUGCCAACACGUUAAACAAGGGGGUCAAUCAUCCACUCCUUGUUUGUUAAUCAGCCGAGAGCCCUCAGCAAUGCAAGAAAUUUUUACUAAAGUUAAAAAUUUUCAUAGAUUAGGUCGUGUUUUCUUUCAUGCAUUUUUUUUUCUUGAAGAUUAUAGGGAUGGGUGGCCCUGCAAUAUUCAUAAACGUCGAUUGAGCUUUGUAGAAACACUACAAACACACAAGUCGUCAUUUCGCUUGAUUGCAUUCAAAUACAGGAGGAUUACAUUAUUUGAAGAGCAAUUUUAAGGCAGCAAAUGCUUUGAUUAUCUAUCAAAAUAUGUGACUAUGUCAGAAAUUAUUCCACAUAGUCCAAAAAGUAAUAUAACUAUCAGAUAUUUUGUUUUCCACAUUCUGUUUUUAGUAUAUUCUAUUCUUUGUCACUUUUAUCAGUUCUAAAGCAACUAAUGAAAAGAGAAAUAAUUUAAUAAACAUUUAACUCAAAAAAAUAUUGAACUUCUGCAACCUCCUAACGUCUCACUGUCUCUCGUUGUUUUGCAACCUUAAUAAAUAGCAGACGUGUUGCAAAAUGUUGAAUAAAACACAACUGCCUUUUA
Molecule: messenger RNA, 11056 nt
Organism: Xiphophorus hellerii (green swordtail)
Lineage: Eukaryota; Metazoa; Chordata; Actinopteri; Cyprinodontiformes; Poeciliidae
Gene: mvk
Product: mevalonate kinase
Exons: 10
Coding region: 280-1470 (396 amino acids)
Biological process (GO): cholesterol biosynthetic process; isopentenyl diphosphate biosynthetic process, mevalonate pathway; isoprenoid biosynthetic process
Cellular component (GO): cytosol; cytoplasm
Molecular function (GO): mevalonate kinase activity; ATP binding
Source: RefSeq, a predicted model, not a curated record